AUGCGCCCGCGGGCGGCACGGCAGAACCGGAGCGAGCGCAGAGGCGGCGAUGACGGGGCUCCCAACCAGAAAGGACUUAAAGAACCAAACGUCUGUUUGUCAGAACGGCUUAGCGGGCAGGAGGCGCUUCCUUCACUGCCGUACCCCAACCCCACAGCGCCGUGCCGAGCCGCAGGGCCGCGCUGGCACCCGGGAAACGUUCCCUCCCAAGGGCCAGAGGUGUUCAAUAUCGUCAUCAGUGUCACCAGUACCACCACCAGUACCACCAGUACCACCAGUACCACCAGUACCACCAGCGCCACCUCCACGCGUCUCUCGGGCUCCCUCUGGCGGCGCCUCGCCCCGCUCUGGGGCGUCUCGGGAGCUCCGGGUCCUGCGUGGCACCGCCGCAAGCCGGCCGAGAACGCGCCGCGCCUGCUGUCGUGCCCGCACCGCUCGUGCGGGGCCUGCCUGCGGCAGUACCUGCGGAUCGAGAUCACCGAGUCCCGCGUCAACAUCUGCUGCCCCGAGUGCAGCGAGCGCCUCAACCCCGCCGACAUCCGCCGGCUGCUCCGCGACUCCCCGCACCUCGUGGCCAAAUACGAGGAGUUCAUGCUGCGCCGCUGCCUCGCUGCGGACCCCGACUGCCGCUGGUGCCCGGCGCCCGACUGCGGCUAUGCUGUUAUUGCCUACGGCUGCGCCAGCUGCCCCAAGCUGACCUGCGAGCGGGACGGCUGCCAGACGGAGUUCUGCUACCACUGCAAGCAGAUAUGGCACCCCAACCAGACGUGCGACAUGGCCCGGCAGCAGCGCGCCCAGGCGCUCCGUGUGCGCACCAAGCACACGUCAGGGCUCAGCUACGGGCAGGAGUCUGGGCCAGCAGACGACAUCAAGCCGUGCCCGCGCUGCAGUGCGUACAUCAUCAAGAUGAACGACGGGAGCUGCAACCACAUGACGUGUGCGGUGUGCGGCUGUGAGUUCUGCUGGCUGUGCAUGAAGGAGAUCUCCGACCUGCACUACCUCAGCCCUUCUGGCUGUACAUUUUGGGGCAAAAAGCCAUGGAGUCGCAAGAAGAAGAUUCUCUGGCAGCUGGGCACGCUGAUCGGCGCUCCUGUGGGCAUUUCUCUCAUUGCUGGCAUUGCCAUUCCUGCUAUGGUCAUUGGCAUCCCUGUCUAUGUCGGGAGAAAGAUCCACAGCAGGUAUGAGGGGAAGAAAACCUCCAAGCACAAGAGGAAUUUGGCCAUUACUGGAGGGGUCACCUUGUCUGUCAUCGCCUCUCCGGUCAUCGCUGCUGUCAGUGUUGGUAUCGGGGUGCCCAUCAUGCUGGCUUAUGUCUACGGCGUUGUGCCCAUCUCGCUGUGCCGCGGGGGGGGCUGCGGGGUCAGCACUGCCAACGGGAAGGGCGUGAAGAUCGAGUUUGAUGAGGACGACGGACCGAUCACAGUGGCCGAUGCCUGGCGAGCCCUGAAGAACCCCAGCAUUGGCGAAAGCAGCAUCGAGGGGCUGACCAGCGUGCUGAGCACCAGUGGGAGCCCCACGGAUGGGCUCAGCGUGAUGCAGAGCAACUACAGUGAGACUGCCAGCUUUGCAGCGCUGUCGGGCGGCACGCUGAGCGGCGGUGUGCUCUCAGGAGGCAAGGGGAAAUACAGCAGGCUGGAGGUGCAGGCGGACGUCCAAAAAGAGAUUUUCCCCAAGGACUCUGUCAGCCUGGGGGCCAUCAGCGACAACGCCAGCACGCGGGCCAUGGCUGGUUCCAUCAUCAGCUCCUACAACCCGCAGGACAGGGAGUGCAAUAACAUGGAGAUCCAGGUGGACAUCGAGGCCAAACCGAGCCACUACCAGCUGGCCAGCGGCAGCAGCACGGAGGACUCGCUGCACGUCCACACCCAAAUGGCAGAGAAUGAGGAAGAGGAGGAGGAAGAGGGAGAGGAGGAGGAGGAAGAGGAGGACGGUGAGCAGGAGCAGACGUGCAAACACCAAAGCUGUGAGCAAAAGGACUGCGUUGCCAGCAAAACCUGGGACAUCACCCUGGCACAGCCUGAGAGCAUACGGAGCGACCUGGAGAGCUCGGACAGCCAGUCGGACGACGUGCCCGACCUCACCUCGGACGACUGCGGCUCCCCCCGCUCCCACAGCGCGGCCCCCUGCCCGCAGACCCCCAGCGCCAGAGGUGCUGAGAGCCCAAGUGCCCACCUGAGCCACUGUGCCCAUGCCGAGGGCCGCAGGCUGGACGAGAUGGUCACGCUGGAGUGCAUCGAAGCCCGGGUGUGAGGUGCCCUCCUGCCCAAAAGCGCUGCUGUCAUUGCAUCCAGCCGGGGCAGGGCUGUGUCUGUGGCUUCUCCUUGCAGCCCCCGCCUCGCCUCGGGGAGCUGCUGUUUCUUACGUGACAAAA
This is a messenger RNA of Meleagris gallopavo (turkey), 2371 nucleotides long. The record is from RefSeq and is a predicted model, not a curated record. Lineage: Eukaryota; Metazoa; Chordata; Aves; Galliformes; Phasianidae.